Molecule: messenger RNA, 1053 nt
Organism: Nematolebias whitei (Rio pearlfish)
Lineage: Eukaryota; Metazoa; Chordata; Actinopteri; Cyprinodontiformes; Rivulidae
Gene: tmem268
Product: transmembrane protein 268
Exons: 8
Coding region: 1-1053 (350 amino acids)
Source: RefSeq, a predicted model, not a curated record
AUGGAGGACCAUAACGCAGAUUGUCAGGGGAUGGAGGAGACCUUAGUGGACUUCAGAGAAACCAGUACCGACCAGCUGUCCAACAACAACAGACCCACCUGGUCAAAUGGCCAGUGUGUCGUGGCGAUGCGGAGCAGCUCGACCUUUAACCCCACUUUUGAUCUGUCUCUGUGUCGCACCAAACUACAGAGGGAGGGUUUUGAGAUUCCAGUCAGGGACAUGGAGGUUCCUUUGAAAAAAGCCCUGGAUGUUCCCUCAGUCAGAAGAUUCAUGGUUUUCAACAUGGGUUUUUUCCACUUCUUAAUGGCACCGGUGAUGUAUGUGGUGGUGUGGUGUGCCGUCUUCUCCACCUUCCACCUCUACAUCGGUAUCAGUGACCUCUGGGUCCUUUGUCUCUCCGUCAGCCUGGUCUCCAUCCUCCUCACCACGGCCCUCAUCUUCAUCCUUCAUCACAGCAACAAGGAGAUCAACAUCAACGUGGACGUUCGGUUGGUCCAGGUCAAUGAGAUGCUGGUGAAACACAAGCUGCUGGUCGGGGUGGCCGACUGGGUGAAAAACUGCUCCGGACACACGCAGUUGUACUUUGUGUACUGGGACAUGUCCCGCUGUUUGAGGACACUGACUGAAUCUUUAGAGGAAAGAUGCUUCAUGACGCCUGAAACUCAGAACAAACUGAAAAGCAGGAUGUCACAUCUCGUCUUGGUGAUCGAGGUCUGUCCUGUUGACCCCGAGGACAUCGAUCACGGGGGCUCAGGUGCUGAACAAGACCUGGACGAAGGCAGGCCUCUGCUGAGAAGUGAGGACACGAGGUCCUCCAACCAGCCAGGGGGCGCUACAGUCACCUCGAGCUUCAGCCUGGUCCCUGAAGCUUCUUUACCUGCUCAGGCCAAAGCGCACCAACUUCUGAUGACGUACAGCGCAGCGUACGUGAAACUGCUGAUGUCCGAGAGGCUGUCAGGACCGUCCAACUGCCGCCUGCGUGCCCGCAAGAACCACUGCACCACCGGCCCCAUCUGCCUUUGCCAAUACACCAAAAUUAAAACCCUUCUAUGA